CUAAUAAGUCUCUCAGAAGGAUAAAAAUUACUAUGCAACAUUUAGUUAAACCUAACCAAUUACUUGACAACAUCAUCAACCUCUUUUUUUCGUAAAUGAAUGAUGAAUUAUUAGAAAUUAUACACGUACAUAAGAUAAAGAAAAAGACCACCGUGGUAUUGAAUAGCCCUAAAAAUUUUAUAAUUAAUAUGGAAGAUAACAUGUGUAGAACUAAAUAUUAAAAAAAAAACUUAUUUUAGUCUACAAAUUUUCAACGUGACGUGAUCAGAAUUCAUUAAUAGUAAAAAGUAAAAAAACUCACUUGUUACAAAAUAAUACUGUUUGAUACAGGUAUAUAUAUAGUCAACAGUCAAUUAAGAAUAUAGUCUUUUUCCCUUUCCAAGGAAUCAUCAUUAAAGAAUUUGCAUAGUGAACAGUUAUAUUCAUUUAUUGUUCUAUAAAUCAUAAUUUAUUAUACAUCCUAAACCUUGUAUCAUAUGAAAGGUGAUACUUUGAAUAGUCGAAAUCCUAGUUCAUUGUCGAACAAUGUCUACUGGUGAUGGUAGUGCCAUUCACUUCUUCAAGAAAAUUGAUGAAGACACACUUCGAAAUGGGGAUCUGAGAAUACCUCGGAGUUUUGUGAGUAAAUACUGGCAAGAUAUAUCAAAUCCACUGCAUCUUCUUCUUCCCAAAGGUGCUGAAUGGGAAGUGAAGUGGAGAAAAGUUGGUGCUGACAUUUGGUUAUUUGAUAAAUGGAAGAAAUUUGCAGAAUUUUAUUCUUUGGACGAAAAUGAUCUCUUGAUGUUCAAAUAUGUGGGUAUGUCUCGGUUUAAGGUGACCAUACUUCAUCAAACUGGCUUGGAAAUUAUGUACCCUUUAAAGGAAUCAAAUUUAGAUAAUGCAGAGAAUGUUAAUGGUAAUUCUUCACUACACUUCAAGAAGACAAAAUCUUCUUUACCACGUUGUCGUUUUAGCAAGAAGGUGAAAACCAACUGUAGAAACCCACCUAAUAUCUCUGAAGAUGUUACAAAUAGAAGUGGUCCAUCUCUUAGCAUCAAGGAGGAGUUAGAUGAACAAAAUGCAAAUGGUUUUCAUAGUACAAAAUUCCAAAAAAGAGGUACAAAAAGAAAACCCUCUGCCUGUAAUUUUUCAACUAGAAGUGGCACUGCUAUGGAGAGAGCUGAAUCUUUCCGCUCUGAGAAUCCCUUCUUCAUUCGUAAAAUGCAACCAUCAUAUAUUCAAAGACAUAUGAUGGGGGUGCCGAGUAGUUUCGUAACAGAAGCUGAAGAAGAUGUGCAUGACCGUGUUACUCUUUGGACUUCUGAAAGCAGACCUUGGCAUGUUGAAUUUUAUCGGAAUAAUAGCAGUAACCAAAUAAAUUUUACUACUGGAUGGAAGAAUUUUGUAAAGGAUAAUAACUUGCGACUAGGGGAUGUAUGUGUUUUUGAGAAAAUCAAGAAAUCGGGAAUUUCAUUCAAAGUUAUAAUUUUUAGAGACACAGAAGAAUCAAGUUCUCCUAGGUUUUCAGAUCAUUCAAUUCCUGAAUGCAAAGAAAGGGAGUUGGAGAAUCACUUCAGUGUCUGCCUCAAACCUAAGGAUUUAUAUUAUGUGAAUCUUCCAAGGGAUUUCUUUAAAAAUCAUGGUAUUCGUCAUUCAAAUGCAGUGAUCCUGGAAGUUGGGAAGAAAUCAUGGGAUGUGAAACUAGACCCUUACUGUAGAUUCACCGUUGGGUGGUGUGAAUUUAUUAGAGGGUGUCAAUUGAAGCCUGGAGAUGUUUGUCGAUUCGAGCUGAUGGAUAAGAAAAAGAUUGUGUUUGAAGUUACCAUUGUAACAUGCAUGGAGUGAUGUUUCUCUCUCUGUAUUACUUUUGAAACCUAUCUAGUUUAAUCUAUGUUUUCUUUAAGGAAUUUGACAUUAAUGAAACUUUAUUUAA
Vigna angularis (adzuki bean) is the source of this 1912-nucleotide messenger RNA. RefSeq names its product B3 domain-containing protein LOC_Os12g40080. Bases 526 to 1824 code for a protein of 432 amino acids. Gene Ontology annotation, molecular function: DNA binding. The record is from RefSeq and is a predicted model, not a curated record. NCBI's taxonomy places the organism in Eukaryota, Viridiplantae, Streptophyta, Magnoliopsida, Fabales, Fabaceae. The transcript is spliced from 6 exons.